This is a messenger RNA of Plasmopara halstedii, 864 nucleotides long. RefSeq lists its product as uncharacterized. The transcript has a single exon. NCBI's taxonomy places the organism in Eukaryota, Oomycota, Peronosporomycetes, Peronosporales, Peronosporaceae. The record is from RefSeq and is a predicted model, not a curated record. The coding region runs from base 1 to 864 and encodes 287 amino acids.
AUGAAAAGAAAGAUACCCACCAACUUUCAGAUUGAAAGAUCUGAACAUCGCGCAAAGGACGUUACUACGGUAAAGAACGAAGUCGCCGAUGUUGUAGUUUCAAUAUCUACACCGUCCACAAUUUCUGAAUCCAGUUUUUCACCGAACAAUGUGGCAAGAGAAACAAAGCUAUGGAAAGACGAUGCAAAAAAGAGAGAAGUGAUCGAUCAAAAGGGUAGUUCAAUUUUACCAAAUGACCCGAUUAAUCAGAAGAAGGGAGAGAUCAACAACUCGCAGAUCAAAAGCGCUGAACAUCCCGUAAAGGAUAUUAUUGGGAUUAAGGAAGAGUCUGCCAACGGCAAGACUACAAUACCUGUGCCGUCUAAAGUCGCUGAGACCAACUUUCCAUCGAACAACGUGGCCAACGAAACAGAGUUAUGGAAAGACAAUAAUGAGAAGACAGAAGGAAUCGAUCAAGAGAAAGGUCAGAUGUUAUCUCAGAGCUCGGAUGAUAAGAAAUCGAAAAAUCCCACCAAUUCUCAGAAUAAAAGUGCUGAACAUCCCGUUAAGGAAUUUAUUGUUGUUAAGGAACGAUCUGUCAAUGACGAGACUGAAUUCACGGUGCCAUCCAUGACAUCGGAAAAGGUUAGCGAUCAGAAUCUUACUAGUAUUUCAACUGAGGCGAUGGAUGCAAUCAAAUCUGAGAAGGAAGUCCUGAAGGCCCUCCAUAAGAAAGACAAGGAUGAUCUAUUGACGGCAAAAUGGGUUGCAGUUCACAUCGAGAAUAAGGAGGCGAGUGAGCUUGUUAGUGAGGAAAACUCAUCUGAAGAGGAUGCACAACUCAUUGAUAAGGACGAUAUCGAGGACGACUCCGGUGAUGAGUAA